Molecule: messenger RNA, 2320 nt
Organism: Miniopterus natalensis
Lineage: Eukaryota; Metazoa; Chordata; Mammalia; Chiroptera; Miniopteridae
Gene: SRSF7
Product: serine and arginine rich splicing factor 7
Molecular function (GO): zinc ion binding; RNA binding
Source: RefSeq, a predicted model, not a curated record
GAACCCAGGCUCUUCCUCGUAGUGCCGCUGGGACCGUUGGCGUGGUAGCGUUUGGCUGCUUUUGUGUGACUCGCUCCCUGGGCGCUGCGAGCGAUCGAGCCGAGCUCGCGGGCCGGUCAUCAUGUCGCGCUACGGGCGGUACGGAGGAGAAACCAAGGUGUAUGUUGGUAACCUGGGAACUGGUGCUGGCAAAGGAGAGUUAGAAAGGGCUUUCAGUUAUUAUGGUCCCUUAAGAACUGUGUGGAUUGCAAGAAAUCCUCCAGGAUUUGCCUUUGUGGAAUUUGAAGACCCUAGAGAUGCAGAAGAUGCAGUGCGAGGCCUGGAUGGCAAGGUGAUUUGUGGUUCCCGAGUGAGGGUUGAAUUAUCAACAGGCAUGCCUCGGAGAUCUCGUUUUGAUAGACCACCUGCCCGACGUCCCUUUGAUCCCAAUGAUAGAUGCUAUGAGUGUGGCGAAAAGGGACAUUAUGCUUAUGAUUGUCAUCGUUAUAGCCGGAGAAGAAGAAGCAGGUCACGGUCUAGAUCACAUUCGAGAUCCAGGGGUAGGCGAUAUUCUCGCUCACGAAGCAGGAGCAGGGGAAGGAGGUCAAGAUCAGCCUCUCCUCGAAGAUCAAGAUCUGUGUCUCUUCGUAGAUCACGAUCAGCAUCACUCAGACGAUCUAGGUCUGGUUCUAUAAAAGGAUCGAGGUAUUUCCAGUCACGGUCGAGGUCAAGAUCAAGAUCCAGGUCUCUUUCAAGACCAAGAAGCAGCCGAUCAAAGUCCAGAUCUCCAUCUCCAAAAAGAAGUCGUUCCCCAUCAGGAAGUCCGAGAAGAAGUGCAAGUCCUGAAAGAGUGGACUGAAGUUCUCAAGUUCACCUUUUAGGGAAAAGUUAUUUUGUUUACAUUAUUAUAAGGGAUUUGUGAUGUUUGUAAAAUGUAACCUAGGAAGGUUAUUUCAACCAUCUAAUCAAAAUGGAUCUGGAUUAUUACUCUGUAAAUUCACAGCAGUAAGAUAAUAUAAAUUUUUGUUGAAUGUAUUAACAUCUUAUGGUUUGAAAAUGUGGGUUUUUAUUUGGCACAUUUAAAUAAAAUGUUUCUAACUAGAUCUUUGAUCUGUGUUCAAUAUUAAUACUUGGUAAUCUUCAGUAGUCAUCUUUGUUAUCAGCCAUAUUCGUACAGAUCGACAUUCAAAGUUUAAUGGUAUAAAGUCCUCAACGUCGUUAACUGUCGUAUACAUACACUUGGAAAACUCCCUUUUACCCUUAGAGGUUUGGGUAAGAUAACUCAGUCCUCCUUAAUAGCAUGAAUACAUCAUGACAAAUCCCUGAAUUAAUCAAUUGGAGUUGGUGUUGCAUAUUAUCAGGCUAAUGAUCUAGAUCUGUCAACUAAAGGAACCACUGAUUUGCCUAUAAAUAAGUGUGACAAGGACUAAACAAAGCUUAUUAAAGUAAAUGGUAUAAGAACUUUGCUGAAUGCUACUUAAAAGUAGAGUUACUGAGGUUUUCAGGCUAUUAGAUGGAAUGAUGUCAAAUCAGAACUCCCAUUUUAGGAAGUUCUCUGUUAACUUUAGCCAAUUUUAUACCAACAUUUUUGCAUGUUUGAGGAAUUGUCUAAAUUUGGGACAAAACAUUUUCAUGUAAACCAGCUUUGCAAAAUUUUCCAGCCCAGACACUCUCAUCUAUUCUUUCAAAUGGAUUGCCUUAUUCUGAGCAGAGAUCUCUUAAUUCCCAAGCUAGAUUUUUUUCAGUUCCCAACCACCAACAUAACUAUUAUUUUGCCAGGCUGGUGCAAAGUAAUUAAAGAUGUCAAUCAGAAAUGUUAAUGAGACAGUUUUGUAAAUCUCACCUAUAUUUAGCACACCUUAAGUCGGUUUUUUGGUAGCAUCUGGUAGACCUUAGAAUAUUAUAGCGUAUUUAGACUUUAAAUAUCUUUAGUAGGACAGUAACAGUUAAUUUUGAGUUUCCUGGUCAAGCUUCUACCGGGUGUUCUCUAGCCUUGGUGCAAAAAAAAAGAUCAUGCAAAAAAAAAAAAGAUUUUGCAGAAUGAUUAAUACUGGUGGCACAGGUAUCUAUCUGCCCUUAUCCAUUUCCUUAUGCUUAACAAAGUUACUGGAUAGCAUUGCAAUUUUGGAAUACUGGUCUGCCUCAAAUUAUUUGGUCUGAAUGAUCACUAGUAUGUUGGAGGUUUGGAUACUUUGUUUUUAGAAUUUGGAAAACUGGCUGAAUUAUGGUUGGUAUAAAACUGUAAUUGGCAGGCUAAUUUUAUUUGUUGCACUUGGCUUUAAUUGUUCUGUAUUAUAUAAAGAUAAGUUUACUCAACAAUAAAUCUGCAGAGAACAAACAA